ACAGUGCACAGAAGCCUGCUCAGCUCGGAUCACAACCGAACUCAGGGCCAGCUGAAGUUUUGAUUUAUCGCAUUGGUUGAUGUGAUCUUUUCAGCCCUAUUGGAAAGGUAGAGGGGCGGGAUCAAAUGGUGACACAGUAGAUUGCUAAUGAGGCAUAAAAAUUCACAGAAGAGCCACAGGUGCGACGAGUAAUUAAGUCCAGUACUUUGGUGAGUGCAGAGUUCACCGACGAGAAACGGACAUUAAGAAGCAUGUAUGAGCGGACCAGGAAACACUGCUGGACCCUCAGAUAUCACUUCGUCUGGACCUCACUGACUGACCGUUGGCCUUGACAACCGUCGCCCUGCUCUUCACCCUUCACCCAUGCUGCGGAUAAGAGCUGAGGGACUACCCCCUUGCAGCCGGCCGCACUGCAGAAGGUCAGGGAGAGAAGAAGAAGAAGAGGAGAGAGGCGAAGACACAGAGAGGCAGAGGGAGAGACAGAGGGUGGGGUGUGUGGAUGUACAUGAACAUGCCGAGAGGACAGUGCGUGGACGAGCGAUGACAGCCAUGCUGAGCCCAAAGAUCAGACAGACCAGGAGAGCCAGGUCCAAGAGCAUGGUGAUGGGUGAGGUGUCGCGAGGCCCAUGCCGGCCGGCCUCCCCCAGCCUCCAGGAGGGGGCGCUGAAGGCUGGCUGGCUGAAGAAGCAGCGCAGCAUCAUGAAGAACUGGCAACUCCGCUGGUUUGUGCUGCGCUCGGACCAGCUCUUCUUCUACAAGGACGAGGAGGAAACCAAACCACAGGGCUGUAUACCUCUGCAGGGAUGCCAGGUCAACGAGCUCACAGCGAAUCCAGACGAACCAGGAAGACACCUUUUUGAGAUUGUACCAGGUGGAACAGGAGAUAAGGAUCGUGCACCGAUCAGCCAUGAAUCCUUCCUGCUCAUGGCAAACUCUCAGACGGACAUGGAUGACUGGGUCAAGGCCAUACGGCGGGUCAUCUGGGCGCCCUUUGGAGGAGGGAUAUUUGGUCAGCGCUUAGAGGACACAGUCCAGUAUGAGAAGAAGUUUGGCCCCCGGCUGGCCCCCCUGCUGGUGGAGCAAUGUGUGGACUUCAUCAGGGAGAGGGGCUUGGACGAGGAGGGUCUCUUUCGGAUGCCAGGACAGGCCAACCUGGUCAAAGAGCUGCAGGAGUCCUUCGACUGUGGCGACAAGCCUCUGUUUGACAGUAACACAGAUGUCCACACGGUGGCAUCCUUGCUAAAGCUGUACCUGCGAGAGCUGCCUGAACCAGUCAUUCCCUUCUGCAAAUAUGAAGACUUUCUAACCUGUGCACAGCUUUUGGCCAAAGAUGAGGAGGAGGGGGUCCAGGAGCUUGGCAGGCAGGUUAGCACUCUACCUCUACCUAACUUCAACCUCCUCAAGUACAUAUGCAAGUUCCUUGAUGAGGUCCAGUCCCACUGUAACGAGAACAAGAUGGGUGUCCAGAACCUCGCCACAGUAUUUGGACCAAAUAUCCUUCGACCCAAGAUGGAGGACCCAGUAACUAUCAUGGAAGGCACCUCUCUGGUCCAGCACCUGAUGACAAUCCUCAUCAGGGAACACAUCCGUUUGUACUCAGGGAGGGACCAGGAGGGAUCCAUGGCACCCCAGACGGAGCUCCCUCUCCAGGGACAUCAGCUCCAACAUCGCAGCCUGGGAGCCUGGAUCUCAGAGGAGGACCUCCCCAGCUGCCCGGUCUCCAACCCCGACCAAGAGCUGCACAGCAGCGCCUCAUCACUGGAUGCCAAACUUUGUGCAGCCGUCACUCCAACCCAGACCCCAAACCUGAACCCAGGACCAAAACUGGGGUCUUCAUCAGGGAAAGGAGAGACGCUGGUCAGCCCAAGCAAACAAGCCAAGACCACUCCCUCCUGGAAGUACUCCUUCAAAAGCUCUUCAGCUCCUCGUUCACAGACACAAGCCAAGCAAAGUAGCAGCAGCAGCUCUGUGGCUGAUAACACGAGUGUGUCUUCUGGUGGGGGAGGAGGUGGAGCUGGUGGUGGUGGCGGUGGAGGUAACUGGCUCAUGAACGGUUUGUCCUCCUUGAGGGGACACCGUCGCACGUCAUCAGGCGAGCGGUCUGCCCGGGAUCGCGACUCCACUGGCUCCUCGCAGAGACUCUCCACCUACGACAACGUCACCUCUUCCUCCAGCAUGGGGAGCGUCCCAAGUGUGUCCAGCACACCUUGGUCCACAUCCUCCUGCGAAAUCUCCGUCCCUGACUCAGGAAGCGAACCCUCAGCCAACCAGAACUGCGGAGUAGGGGGUGAAGGUGCGGACAAAGCGGAGUGGAUGGAGAGCCAGAGAGAGGCCGACAGAGGAAGGGAUGGAGGGACGACGACAGACCCGAGCUCCGAGCAGGACAGCUGCGAGGCCAUGGAGCUGUGCAGCAGCAGCGCAGCCUGCAGUGAGAACGGAAACAUGGCCAUGGCAGCAGGGGUGCCGUCCAUUAUCAUGUCCGAGGACGGAGACGGGACAAAUCUAACACUGAGCAGUUUGGUGGAAGGACUGAAGGACGAGUUGAGGAAGCAGAAGACAUCGUAUGAGGCCAGGAUCCAGAAACUCGAGGAGUCCAGCGCUGCUCUGUGUGCGCAGAUGGAGCGCCUGGAACAAGAGAUGGAGCAGGAGAGGAAGAAGCAACGCAUGCUGGAGAUCAAACUACGAAACUCCGAGCGGGCACGCGAGGACGCAGAGAACCGCAACCGGCUUCUGGAGAAGGAGAUGGAGGAUUUCUUCUCCACGCUGGGAGACCUGGCCCUGGGUGCAAGGACUAGUGACAUUUGACACGGCACGGCCACGUCAGAGUUUGUAUUUCGGUGUUAGGUGUCUUACAAGGGCUCGCGUCCUCCACAGUGCAUCAGGGCGUUCCUUCAGAUGAAUUCAAAAAAAAAAAAAAAAGAUAGAUGAACUGAACAUACCUGUGUGCAUUCAGAACAAUCUCAGACUGAAAGGUGGAGUUGAAGGAUGCAAAAAUCAAACUGGAAGUGACUGUGUCUCCAUCUCCACGGAGCACCAACUGGUUUUGACUUUCGUACGCAUGCUUGAACUGGACCGUUAAGAUGAGAAGACGACACUCCUUGACGAGUCCAGUGUUUGUCUUGUGAAGGCAGUGUUUUAACAGUGCAGGUGCCUGUAUGUAUGUGACUGGUGGAACAAAAUGUAAUUUCUCUGAAAUUCUCUAUACUGAAGUGCACUGACUUCUUCAACCACUAUUGUACAAGGACAUGACCAGAAUGGAUUUCUUGCUGAAACUGCAAGACCCGAUAGAGACAUUAAUGCUGAUUAAUAUCUUUAUCUGAUAUUAAUCUUUGAGGAAUAUGUGCUACAUUUUGGGGAAUACUCUGGUUUGCUUUCUUGCCAAGAGUCAGACGAGAAGGUUGAUACCACACUUUAGCGGGGUUCUUUUUAGGCAGCGCUAGGCUAACUCCUCUCACUGUCCUCUACCGUUUUCGUUAAGCUAGGCUAACCAGCAGCUUGCUGUAGUGUCAUCAUUUACAUACUAGCAUUUUGUAUUUUGUUAGUUUAGUUGUUAUUCCAUAGUUUUAUAGGAGUUUUAACCUUUAUGCAAAGCUAAUGUUAGUGGCCUUUGCUUUAGCUAUUUAUGUAGAAGAGUUCUUUUAAUUUCAGGCAGCACUAGGUUAACUCUUUCCACUGUCUUCUACCUUUUGUUAAGCUAUGCUAACCGGCAGCUUGCCGUAGCUUUAUCAUUUACUUACUAGCAAUUUAUAUUUGUUGGUUGAGUUGUUAUAUUGUUACAAGUUUUACAGGAGUUCUAACCUUUAUGCAAGCUAACUUGACUGGCCUUUGCUUUAUCUUCAUAUUUAGCAGGGCUAAAUGUCAGGCAGCGCUAGGCUAAAUCUUCCAACUGUUUACCACUUUUAUGUUAAGCUAGGCUAACUGGCAGUUUGCUGUAGCUUCACCCACUUACUAAUGUUAUAUCUUGUUUGUUCAGUUUAUAAAUUGAAAUGCAAGCUGCUGCUGGCUUUUUCCCUGUUUCCAGUUUUAAUGCGAGGCUAAGCUAAUUGCCAUGCUCAAGCUUCAUACUCAAAGCGUACAGAGGUUAAAGUGGUAUCAGUCCUCUGUCCUUGAUCUCAGGAAGAAAGUGAAUUAAUGUAUUUCAUAAAAUGUCAUGCUGUUCCUUCAACUGUAGGGUCAGUUUAACCAAAUUAUAUAAAAAAAAAAACAUGAUUUCUCAUUUGCCCAUUUUGGAAGCAAGCAACUCAAAUUUCUCUCUCUUUGGACAGGUUUCUUAAAUAUGAAGUUGAAUUUGAAUUUUUUUCAAAUUUGGUCUUUAAUAGCACGAACAACAAAAUUGACCUCCACUUUUAGCCUUUUAGGUUUACAGCUGAAGUCUCGUUGACAGCUGCACAAAGACCCUGGAAAUAUAAAACCCAAGUGAUUUUGCACGGCUCGAAAAUACAAGGGGUACUUGAGAAAAUUAGGUUUUUUUGUGAAUCUGAGUGAACUGACUGUUAAUUAAACUGUGCAAUGGUGGCUUUAGCAGAAGUUCCUUCACUUGCAUAUAUCCUCCUGCCCUCGUUUUGUACUGCUGACAUUUCCCUCCUGAAUGUUUAUCUCUAGAAUCACAUUUGUAUAUGGUAACACAAUAGCAGGUUUAGAUGACCACACUUCCCAGUAACAGGUGGAACCUCUGCAAUAGCUGCCUCCGUAUUUUCUCGUCCUCAGGCCCGUCCAGUGCCUCUCUCGUCACCAUCUACAUGGUCUCCAUUUGAUGGCAAAGCCUCAGUCUUCGGUUAACUCCGACCCUCACAGAUGUCAGUAUACCUUUUAAUGUACAAACAACACAACAGGGACAAAUGAAGCAUUUACAACUUAGCGCAUGCUGCCUUGAACACAGGCCACGUGGCUCAGAAGGUGAAGGCCAUUGACAGUACACAGUUAAUACCAAAGCUGGACCGCCUCAGCUGUUCGCUCACUAAAGAUCAGAAUGGCCUGCCUGGAAGCCAUGUUGAUUUUGGCACAUGAAGCUGAACACUGCCCUCAAAGAAACAAUGGAAUUUCCUGGUUGUGCCUUCAGGGAAGUGUUUAUAGGAAAAAAAAUGUAGUGUUGCUUGCUUGUCCGGAGAUUUAGUGCAUAUAUUCGCGCAUAGUCGACACAGUGGCUGCAUUGUAUCAUUUUUUUCUUUCUUUUCAAAUGGCAACAAACUGCUGAAGACGAGUAACUUGAUCUCCCUAGAAGGUGCCAAUUCUUGUGUAAGUGAAUCGUGAAAAUUGAAUGGAAGUUUUGAUUUGAGAAUGUAUCCUCGUAGUGAAUGUAACGUGUUGUUGAUGAAGCCAGCCCGAUGAAAAAAUAAACGAGGAGAGAGGAAAAAAAGACAGGUCACCGAUGGUGUUCAGGUCAUCCAGUUCUGUGACCCAUUACUGUGACCUCAGUUCUUAUCAAUGCUGGACAUGUGAUGUAUUAUGGGAUGUAUCACACAGACGCGCAUCGCAUCAGGACGCUGCGACGUGCUGUGUGUGGAUCCGGUCCAUUGAAUCAUUGACAGUUUUAUCUUUCCCAAAAUGAAGAGUUGCAUAUGUCUCCCUUGUGAGAAUUGCAUGUGGUUACAUUGUUGAAAAUGUCUUAUCACCAAUCAGAAGAAUGUCCAGAGGAGACACUUGAUUCUUACAGGGCACGACAGACGGUAUAAUUACAAGUGAAAGUGUGCUUUUGGUUGGACAAUGUGACUGUAUUUUUCCUUUUUAUAUUUUAUAAAGAAACAUGAAGCCAGUGUUGUUCCGUUAGCCUCUUCAGUUGCACAGAUUUACAUGGGGAAAUUGUCCUUUUCGACCUCACCCUGUGUGAACCAUCACUAUCACAGUUGACAAUACAGUGGUUGAAAUCUAUCGCAGGUUCUUUGAUUCCAACAGAUGCAUUUAUUUUCCUUUAUGUACGUGUCAUGGCGAAAGGCUCAAUGUUUCUUAUUGCUCUGCUGAUCAUCUAUGGUGCUUAUUUAUUAUGGAUUUCCACUAUUGUAAUGAAUGGACAUGUAUGGAAAUAAAGGUGAAAAAGAUCACCUGUGA
This is a messenger RNA of Acanthopagrus latus (yellowfin seabream), 6045 nucleotides long. It is a transcript of the gene arhgap22b, whose product is annotated as rho GTPase-activating protein 22. The coding region runs from base 364 to 2805 and encodes 813 amino acids. The transcript is spliced from 12 exons. NCBI's taxonomy places the organism in Eukaryota, Metazoa, Chordata, Actinopteri, Spariformes, Sparidae. The record is from RefSeq and is a predicted model, not a curated record. Gene Ontology annotation, molecular function: GTPase activator activity. Gene Ontology annotation, biological process: activation of GTPase activity; signal transduction. Gene Ontology annotation, cellular component: focal adhesion.